CUGGGCUCUGAACCGGCAACCACCUUGCUUCCUGUGUUCUCUGUGGUGGCUUUAUUUUUCUAUUUUUUUUUAAUUAUUUUUAUUUUUGAUGAUACUGCUGAGCCUCUCGAGUCUCCCAUCCCAGAGGGCCUCGCAGAACCCGGUGUUGAAAACCUCAUUUGUAACAGCCGGUAGAGCAUAGGAGCCUAUGCACGUGGCAUAAGGGGUGCUCUCCUGAGCUGGGCUGUCACGGCGGUGUAGGAGGCCGGCCCAGCACCUCUUGUGGAGUUGGGGCUUUGGACGUGCAGUGCUAGAACAUCCAGGUUGCAGCCAGACGAACCUGGUGCUUUGUGACAGCAAAGUGCUGCUACCAAAAGUAUACAUGAAGGUCAAGAUCUGAAGCUGCUAUGACUGACCCAGAUGUCCUCACUGAGGUCCCUGCAGCUCUCAAGCGCCUCGCCAAGUAUGUCGUGCGUGGUUUUUACGGCAUUGAACACGCUUUGGCUCUGGACAUUCUCAUCCGAAACCCCUGCGUGAAGGAAGAGGACAUGUUAGAGCUCCUUAAAUUUGAUCGGAAGCAGCUGCGGUCUGUACUCAACACCCUCAAGGGUGACAAAUUCAUCAAAUGCAGGAUGAGGGUAGAGACAGCUGCAGAUGGAAAAACCACACGCCAUAACUACUACUUCAUCAACUACCGCCUGCUGGUGAAUGUGGUGAAGUACAAGCUGGACCACAUGAGGAGGAGGAUCGAGACGGAUGAGAGAGACUCCACCAAUCGCGCCUCUUUUAAAUGCCCCAUUUGCUUCAGUACUUUCACAGACUUGGAGGCCAAACAGCUGUUUGACCCCAGGGCAGGAACUUUCCGUUGUACUUUCUGUGAGACUGAAGUGGAAGAGGAUGAGUCGGUGAUGCCAAAAAAGGAUGCAAGGACACUCGUGGCAAGAUUUAAUGAGCAGAUCGAGCCCAUCUAUAAGCUACUUCGUGAGACGGAAGAUGUCAACUUAGCCUAUGAAGUCCUUGAACCAGAGCCCACCGAGAUUCCUGCCUUGAAGCAGAGCAAGGAACGUACAGCUGGGACUGGUUCAGGGACAGCUGCUGUUACGGGUGGACACCAUCGAGAAGCCUGGACUACAAAAGGACCAUCCUAUGAGGACUUGUAUACCCAGAACGUUGUCAUCAGCAUGGAAGAUCAGGAGGAUGUUAACAGAUCUGCAAGUGAAGGAAAACCAGCACGAGAGAGGCCCAUUUGGCUACGGGAGAGCACAGUGCAGGGGGCUUAUGAUCCUGAUGAAAUCAAGGAUGGAGGGCGCGACCUGGAUGCCUUCCAGGAGCGUGAGGAGGGCCGGGCAGCUCUGGAUGAUAAUGAGGAGGUGAUGCGUGCCCUGCUGAUCCAUGAGAAGAAGACACCUUCUGCUUCUACAGUCACCGUUGGAGGUGCCGCUCCUCUCUCUGGUGCCAAUGCCAGUGACUCCGAGAGCGAGACGAGCGAGUCGGAGGAAGAAACUCCUCCCCGUCCUCCUGCUGCAGCCACCACAGCGUAUGGGCUGGAGGAGGAGGAUGAGGAGGAAGAGUUCGAGGUGGUGGCAGAGGACCCCACCGUCACAGUGGCUGGGCGUCCGCACUCUUACAGCCAAGUGAGCCAGCGCCCUGAGCUGGUGGCCCAGAUGACUCCAGAGGAAAAAGAGGUUUAUAUAGCCAUGGGGCGACGCAUGUUUGAGGAUAUGUUUGACUAACUGCUUCCUGCCACAACCUUUUUUAAACAGUUUUUUAUCCAGAGACUUCCUAGUAAAACAGAAGACUGAAUCUUUCCUCACCUGUGCACAGGGACACUGGGGCUUGGAGCUACUGAUCUUGGGCAUCUUGCCCACCAGAGAAGGGGAGCAGGAAGGCUCUAUGUGCCAAAACAGGUAGGGGAGGAUAAGUGAGGAUGUUUGUGAGGUAAAAAUCUACUUCAGGGUGCCCAGCACAGGCACUGGUUUAACCCUCUCCACGGCCGAGUAGCUGCCUCUCCCCAAUUGCUUGGGUCUAUUUUUGUUGCAGGUCCUAGUGAGCUCCAUGUCCCUGC
Messenger RNA from Meleagris gallopavo (turkey), 2044 nucleotides. RefSeq names its product general transcription factor IIE subunit 1 (gene GTF2E1). The record is from RefSeq and is a predicted model, not a curated record. NCBI's taxonomy places the organism in Eukaryota, Metazoa, Chordata, Aves, Galliformes, Phasianidae. Gene Ontology annotation, biological process: transcription initiation at RNA polymerase II promoter. Gene Ontology annotation, cellular component: transcription factor TFIIE complex.